AUGGCUCUUAAUGCCCAUGACUCGGGUCGAAACGUUCAACAGUCCCUCUACGACCUGAAUCAAAAUGAUGCACUUGUCGCAACCGAACACAAAAUCGAUUACGAACCCGAGUACCUCUAUGAUCCCAUCUUCGCCACAUCCCAGAUACGUCUGAUUGAGUUCUCUGAGAUUCAACCUUCAUCAUCUAGCGUUAAUCUCUCGAUUCGUACUUUCUCGCUACGUGACAGCGAGUACCCGAGCUACGUGACUUUGUCGUACGUCUGGGGUUCUGGGGAGCUUUCUAAGGUAAUCAACAUAUCUGGAUCUUUACUUCGGAUUACUCAGAAUUUGUUCGAUGUGCUCAUGGCUCUCAGUUCUAUAGGUAAACCAUGGUGUGCCAGUGUAAUAGCCGAACAGCAUCGCUAUCGGUACUAUUGGGUUGAUGCCAUAUGCAUCGAUCAAAACAAUUUGCAGGAACGGGGUCAGCAGGUUUCUCUGAUGGGCGAAAUCUACAGCAAAUCCACAUGUACUUUGGUUUGGCUAGGCAGAGAAUACGACGAUAGCGGCCUCGCCAUCAACCUUAUCCGGAAGCUCGGCUCCAAACUCGCUGAGGACUUUCCAAAGGAAUGUGUUCAACAUCUGAUCUCGAAACCAGAAAACAAAGCUUCAUGGGUAGCCCUCCAUGAGCUCUUCAAACGACCAUAUUGGCAGAGGGCUUGGAUUCGUCAAGAGUACGUUCUGUCCCCGGAUCUGAUCUUCGUUUGUGGAGAUCACUGGUGCAAGGGAUUGGAGUUACAGAAUGCGCUGUUGUGGCUUUCUGAUACGCUCAACCUUUACACAGGUAUGGAUAAUCUGUUAGAUUUCCUCAAACAUAAAUCGAAGGAGGGAUACGCAACACUCAUCAUGGGAAAUCCGGGUUAUGAGGAGGCGAAAUCGGCGAGGCACAUGAGGGUUUGCUUGAAGAAUCUCAAAAUCCAACUGCCGCUACUUUGUCUUCUCGACAAGAGCAAAGGGGUUAAGUCCACUGAUGCACGAGACCGUAUAUUUGGAUUUCUUGGACUCGCAAGCGAUACUAGAUUACUCUUUCCGACACCCGGCUACACGACGAGCGUAUCAACAGUAUAUUCCGAACUGGUGAAAGCACAUGUCCAGCAAUAUCGAAUCUUGGAUAUCAUCUGUUUUGGAAGAUCUAAUCGGGUCGAACCAUCACUACCGUCUUGGGUACCAAACUGGAGCGGUGAAACGUAUGGUGUACACUACAUGGUGUCUCAGCUGAAUCAUUUGCAAGAACAUCAGGAACUGAUGAAAAUAAAGAAAAGAGGAGAUUGGGAUAUUCCAGCGCCCUAUCUUGCAUCUUCAGACAUACCAGCCAAGGUCAACUUCUCGCCAGAUAUGGCAUUGUUAUCCACAAGUGGCUUACUUGUUGCUACGAUUGAUGGGCUGGGGUAUGCCAGGGAUCUCUGUGCUAACGAGUUCAACCUUAUUCAAUCGUGUGCGGAACCUAACUUGGUCCGCUCGGACUCCUGCAAUGGAUCUAAGCUUAGAGUUAACAUCGCUCGCGCGCUACUCUGCGGCCGCUAUAAGCGUAGACCCAUCCCCGCAAGAUUCUGCAAUCCAGCAUUUGGCGAGAUAACCCUAAGGGCGAUUCGAGGCAUUGAGGAUAAGGGCUCCUAUUUCCCAGGCUGGUUCGAGAAGAAUGAUUCAUUCCUCAUAUGCGGACGCAGUAUGCGUGGUUGGAUAGAGGAAUGGUACGCAGAAUUCUCAUCACCAUCCACCAAAGAAAAGCUAAGCUCCGAUGCCCACCAGUACACACUGGACGCCGCAGCAGUAAUGUUCUAUUACCGCAAACGCAUAAUGACUACAACUGAUGGCAGAUUCGGUAUGGCUCCACACAGUUCGAGGUCCGGAGAUCAAGUCUGGGUUCUGUUUGGGUGCAGUGUGCCUGUUGUGCUAAGACAAUAUGGUGAGAGAUGGGAGUUUGUCGGAGAGUGCUACAUGGACGACUUUAUGGAUGGACAGGCUAUUGAGGAGUAUAGGCGCAGAAUACGUGCAGAAAGACAGGUAGUAUUGCACUAA
This is a messenger RNA of Alternaria burnsii, 2055 nucleotides long. RefSeq lists its product as uncharacterized. The record is from RefSeq and is a predicted model, not a curated record. The coding region runs from base 1 to 2055 and encodes 684 amino acids. The transcript has a single exon. Lineage: Eukaryota; Fungi; Ascomycota; Dothideomycetes; Pleosporales; Pleosporaceae.